Lytechinus pictus (painted urchin) is the source of this 3696-nucleotide messenger RNA. RefSeq names its product N-lysine methyltransferase setd6-like. The transcript is spliced from 9 exons. Lineage: Eukaryota; Metazoa; Echinodermata; Echinoidea; Temnopleuroida; Toxopneustidae. The record is from RefSeq and is a predicted model, not a curated record. Gene Ontology annotation, cellular component: nucleus. Bases 39 to 1433 code for a protein of 464 amino acids. Gene Ontology annotation, biological process: peptidyl-lysine monomethylation. Gene Ontology annotation, molecular function: protein-lysine N-methyltransferase activity; protein binding.
GCAUAACGUAGAUGGCGCAAACUUUAUAAAUCGACAAGAUGGCAGCGCCCAUGAAAAGAAAAUGUGACGAAUCUGGAACAAAUGUUUCACCGCCUAAAGAAGAAUUCCUUGUCAAAAAACAAAGUACGGACUGUCAGAUAUUUUUAUCAUGGUGUGAUAAAGAAGGAAUCUUUAAAAAUCCUAAGGUAACAGUAAGACGACAAGGAUCCUGUGCUCAGUGUGGUAUGAUAGCCCUGGAUGAUAUCAGUAAGGGAGAGAUCCUCUUUACCAUUCCUAGGUCAGUCCUACUUCAUCCAGGGACGUGUAGUCCAAUCCUAGCACAACGACUUGAGCAAGAUGCAGAUAGUUUGGAAACAGACAGUGGAUGGGUGCCUCUUAUCCUAGCAGUGAUGUAUGAAUACACCAACCCCAGCACAAAAUGGCGGCCAUAUCUUGAUCUCUUCCCAGACUAUACUGAACUUGAUCAACCAAUGUUCUGGGACAGAAGUUACAUGGAACAGGAAUUGAGAGGGACUGGUAUACCUGAAGCAGUGCAAAGAGAUCUCGGGAACAUUGAUAGUGACUACCGUGAUACUGCUCUACCAUUCAUCAAGAAAAAUACAGAUUUGUUCAGUGAGGAGAAACACAACCUUGAUCUCUACAAACGAACGGUAUCAUUCAUCAUGGCCUAUAGCUUUCAUGAAUCAUCAGACUAUGAUGAGGAUGAUGAUGACAGUGAUGAUGACGAUGAUUAUCCACCCAUGAUGGUUCCCUUAGCUGAUGCCCUGAAUCACAUCGCCAAGAACAAUGCGCAUCUCAAGUUUGGCAAAGAAAGUCUUAGGAUGGUGGCUAUCAAAGACAUCAAAAAGGGGAAUGAAGUUUUCAACACCUAUGGACAAACAGCCAAUUGGCAGCUUCUUCACAUGUAUGGCUUUGCUGAGCAGUACCCAGAGAAUGUCUAUGAUACGGUGGAUAUUCCGCACAGAUAUCUGCUAGAAGAAGCUCAAUCACAUGAAGCAUUCAGUGCCACUCUGGACAAGAGAUGGGAGUUCUUGAAAGGAGUGGAAGCGGUGUCUGACGAUGGAGCAUUUGUGGUUAGCGUGGAUGGAGUUUUGACAGAUGAAGAAAUAUUUCUGGCACUUACGAUUCUAACCCUUGACCAGGAUACUUUUGAUAAUCUUGGACCAGAUGACUGUCCUAGUGCUGUCGAUGAUUCCUUUACAAAUGCCGAGCUUUGUAAUUUGCCAGAGACUUGGAGAAGACUACUAACAGGUGCUGCGAAUCGAACCUUGAAAGCUUUCAAUGAUCAUCAUGCAAAGGAUACUAGCUCAGAAUUGCCAGAGCCAGAGGAGUUAGCCAAGCUGAGUACAAGAGCACGCUAUUCUCUAUUUGUUAGGAUUGGACAGAGAAAGAUCCUUGAAAGACUGGUAGAUUUCUGUCGGAUUACCUGGUGAAGGAUAGGAGAGUCUGCUAAGGAGGUAAAGCAAAAAAACUGAAAAGCUUCAUCCCAGAGGAAUUCGCAUAACCAAAUCUAAGGGUAUGCCAUUUUCUAUUAGGAUUGUGAGGAAAAGACUGGUUUUGGUUUUUGGAGGAUUGCCUAGUUAGAAUGGGGAUAGAUAAAACAAUAUAUGAAAGACUAAGCUAAGUCUUAAGUGCACAGUAUUCUCUGUUUAUUAAUAUAGAACAGAGAAAGAACCUUGAAAGAUUGCUUCAUUUCUGUUAGAGUACUCAGUGAAUGAAAGGAGAGAUAGAGAAGGAAAAACAUGCAAGAAUCAAGGACAUUACAAGGUUUCUUUGUCAAGCACUGGUGCUACUCUCAUUCUACCAUUGUAGGCUUUUGGCACUGACAAAUUGUGAUUAUCUUUCAGUUACCAUAGCAUUAGACCAACCCCAGUGCACUUUUAUCAGAUAUGACAUCUCGUCAAAUUAUAAAUAUAUAUUUCAGAUUGAAUGGUUUAUUUGCUCCUCUGCACAUUUGGUUUUCUCCCCUUUCAUCCUGAGAACCAUUUGAUCUAUUAGCAGAUCAUUUGAUCUAUUACAUAUAGACUAAAGCCCUCUUUACAAUGGCAUCUCUUAACCCCAGACUUUCCUUGGUACAUUAUUUCUAAUGGAAAUAAUGACCUUUUUCAUCUUAUUCCAUCUGCAAACAAGAAGAGUAUGCACAAUACAGUGUGCCUGACUAUUUUCCCAUCAUCAUUUCAUUGGCUUGCUUGGUUCCACGACUGUGACGUAAGCUCUGCUUUUUUUGCAGGGCUUGUUGGUAUGGGACUUUCUGUGGGAUGAACAGGAAGCAGAUCAAGGAUGGUUAUCUACAUAUGUUGGGGCUAAGGUCUCUCUUACCCUCUCUGGUGGUAUAGGAAUAAGUAACAAUUCACUCUGUGAAAAAUGUAACAAUAUGUAAAAAUACCAUGUGUACAUAUCAGACCAGGGGGCCGUUUCAUAAAGCUGUUCGUAAGUUAAGAGCGACUUUGAGAACGACUGGUGAUCCUUACGCGCUUAACCAUCGCCAAUGAAUAUAUCAUUUACCACAAGAAAGGAUCACCAGUCGUUCUUAAAGUCGCUCUUAACUUACGAACAGCUUUAUGAAACACCCACCUGGGCAAGUUAUUAGACCAAAUGAUUACUAUAUGACGUUUCUAAAAAGCUUAACUCAUUUGCAAUGGCUGCCAAUAAAAGAAUAGAUAUGGUUCUGGGAAAUUAUAUCUAUGUAUGGAAAGCUCAGACGCACCUUUUAUUUUACCAAAAUAUUUUUAUGUGAUAAACCUUAAAUACUUAGCGAACUGAUUGCAAAUGAUCAUGAAUUUAACAUAUCCCCCUCAAUUUUAUAAGCUCCAAAGGACUCGCCUCUCACAAGCUCUGACAGAUUGGGAGCCUAAUUCCUCUGCAACCAAAUUUUCAAACCCUUUACAAAGUGAGCUAUGAAUAAUUUUAUGGUAUUUUGGUAUGAAAUGAAAGUUGAGCCUAUGAGCAUUCCAUAAAUAAAAUAUUUUUCCCAUUCAUAAAUACUUUUUCUUUGACAGCCAUUUCAAAUGUGUCAUUUUUUUGACAGGUAGAAAAUAAGGCUCAUGUAAUUUACCAUAUGUGGUAAAUGGGCCACCAAAUGAUUAAAUAAUUAGAUCAGCUAAUUGCCAUUAUUUUAAAGAUCAAAUUAUAUGAUUACAAGUUAGUCUACUUGCCUUUUGGAAUCCCAUCUUAGACUACUUAGUCUAUAAUUGAAAAUUCAGUGAAGCAAAAUAAGUAUUUUUAUUCUUAUUAAUCCACUGUGUUAAGUAUAUUCAUCUACCUCUUAAGACGGGAUUUAAAGAUGUAAAUAACUCGAGCAGAAUGAGAGAGAAGUAUCACGCUGAUCGACUGUGACAUUUUGUCGAAAGUGACAUUUUUUUCAUUUACAAUAAAAGAAAACAUCUCACAAGAAAUUAAGAAUUCAUAUUUGUCUUUAAUAUCAUUUCCAUGAAAAAUAAGAAUGUGUAUAUCAAUUAUCAUAUAGGUAAAUUCAUCUUCGGCUCUUGGUAGCCCCGAACCGUAAUUUUUUUUGUUGGUACAAAAGAUAUUAAAAAGACACCAAGUGUAAAUUGACUAAUGCAUUUCCAAAUAAUGAUUACUGUUUUUAAAGACUACAGUAAGAGUUCACAGUUGAAUCCCCACAGUACUAAUUGUAUUGGUGAAUUACUCAAUGAAUCUGAGAACCAGCAGAACGUACUGAGCAUGAUUAGUUCA